CACAUCACCACCAUGUAUGCUCCGGCAACUGUCGUCACACCGCCGUUGGUUAAUGAAGUGGACAUCGUCAUCCCCACCAUCCGAAACCUCGAUUUCCUUGAACAAUGGAGGCCUUUCUUCCAGCCUUACCAUCUCAUCAUUGUUCAAGAUGGAGAUCCAUCCAUAAAGAUCCGAGUACCCGAAGGAUACGAUUACGAACUCUACAACCGUAAUGAUAUCAAUCGGAUCCUUGGCCCGAAAGCUAGCUGCAUUUCGUUCAAGGAUGGCGCUUGUCGAUGCUUCGGGUUUCUUGUUUCCAAGAAGAAGUAUAUCUUCACCAUUGAUGAUGACUGCUUUGUUGCUAAGGAUCCAAGUGGAAAAGAGAUAAAUGCAUUGGCACAACACAUUCACAACUUAUCAACACCAGCAACACCUUUUUUUUUCAACACAUUGUAUGACCCAUAUAGGGAAGGUGCUGAUUUUGUGAGGGGGUAUCCCUUCAGUUUAAGGGAGGGUGUCACCACAGCCAUUUCUCAUGGCCUUUGGCUUAAUAUCCCAGAUUACGAUGCCCCGACUCAACUCGUCAAGCCUCGUGAGCGCAACACAAGGUAUGUGGAUGCUGUUAUGACCAUCCCCAAAGGGACCCUUUUCCCUAUGUGUGCGAUGAACCUUGCUUUCGAUAGGGAACUCAUCGGGCCCGCCAUGUACUUUGGACUCAUGGGACAUGGUCAUCCUAUCAGUCGAUAUGAUGACAUGUGGGCUGGUUGGUGCGCUAAGGUGACAUGUGACCAUUUGGGGCUAGGUGUGAAAACCGGGUUACCAUACCUUUCCCAUAGCAAAGCAAGCAACCCAUUUGUCAACUUACAGAAAGAAUUCAAAGGCCUCUUCUGGCAAGAAGAUAUCAUUCCAUUUUUUCAAAAUGUAACCCUCCCGAAAGAAUGCACAACCGCACAAAAAUGCUACAUCGAGCUCUCAAAGCUCGUGAAGGAGAAACUUGUCUCGAUUGAUCCUUACUUUGAGAAGCUUAGUGAUGCAAUGGUUACAUGGAUUGAUGCUUGGAAUGAGUUCAACCAGUCGGCCGAUGGUGCAACCACCGUCAAGGUCAAGCCUACCAAACCUAAGUAGACACAAACUACAAUAUAACGUCUACUUACAUUAGCUCGCUAUUUUUAAUUUCGUUUUAUGUUAGAAUAAUGUGUGUUCUGGUAUUUAAUUUGUCGCAGCGAGCUAUAAUAAGUCUAUCCAAAGACAUAACUUAUAUUUCU
This is a messenger RNA of Helianthus annuus (common sunflower), 1244 nucleotides long. Its product is annotated as UDP-arabinopyranose mutase 2. NCBI's taxonomy places the organism in Eukaryota, Viridiplantae, Streptophyta, Magnoliopsida, Asterales, Asteraceae. The transcript is spliced from 4 exons. The record is from RefSeq and is a predicted model, not a curated record. Gene Ontology annotation, biological process: UDP-L-arabinose metabolic process; plant-type cell wall biogenesis. The coding region runs from base 13 to 1104 and encodes 363 amino acids. Gene Ontology annotation, cellular component: Golgi apparatus; cytosol. Gene Ontology annotation, molecular function: UDP-arabinopyranose mutase activity.